AAGGAGAUCCGUCUACUGAAAGAAUCCUUUCUGGUCAUAUGUUUUCUACUGAUUGGUUUUUCCCAUUGUAUACUACUCAUGUUCACUUAUUUUUAUUUAUUUAUUUAUUUAACUAUACUCCCAUUCCAUCACAAUCUUAUCUUCUUAUCUGUGUUGUGCAUAUUAAUUUGAUGUCCAUUUCUAUCGAUAUUUAUUUUUUAAAUAGUUUUGAGCGUAUUCAUAUGAGUGGGAUGUUUAAGCUCAAUCAUUUAAUUGUGUGGUGGGAAUUCUGCUUUGUUAAAAUCCGCGUUACCGCUAGAAUAUAAAAGUCGAUCAAUCUUCAAAACUUUGAUUCAUUAUUCUAAUAUUUUACACAUUUCUCAAAUAAAUUCAAGCUUACAUUGAUAAUCAAUUCUAGAUUCAU
Molecule: messenger RNA, 403 nt
Organism: Schistosoma intercalatum
Lineage: Eukaryota; Metazoa; Platyhelminthes; Trematoda; Strigeidida; Schistosomatidae
Source: the annotation of a GenBank genome assembly